Gossypium raimondii (Peruvian cotton) is the source of this 3732-nucleotide messenger RNA. RefSeq names its product protein EIN4. The transcript has 2 exons. Gene Ontology annotation, biological process: phosphorelay signal transduction system; response to ethylene. Lineage: Eukaryota; Viridiplantae; Streptophyta; Magnoliopsida; Malvales; Malvaceae. The coding region runs from base 947 to 3232 and encodes 761 amino acids. Gene Ontology annotation, cellular component: endoplasmic reticulum; endoplasmic reticulum membrane. The record is from RefSeq and is a predicted model, not a curated record. Gene Ontology annotation, molecular function: protein binding; ethylene receptor activity; phosphorelay sensor kinase activity.
UCGUUGUUGCUAUUAUUUUCUUUAAUUAACUUUAAGACAAGUCCUCUCUCUUACCGUGUCCUUGUCCUUCAAGUCGGUUUUUCUAAACAUUUCUUUCAAUCUAAAGUGCCAAGAGAGAGAUUUUAUUUUUUCAGUCUUAAAACCAUCUGCUAAGGGGUUUCUCUAAACAAGACCUUUUUUUAGAGUGUUCAUUUUUUGAUUUUGCCGAAAAAGAAAAAGCAAAAGCAAAAAAAAAAAGUGGGGUAUUUGAUUUUUUCUUGAUUGGAUCUGGGGAAAAGUGCAGACUUGGUAAAAUGGGUAGUGGUUAUUUUCACUUGGGAAGUUGAAAGCUAUAUAUAUAAUAUUGGUGUUGAUUGAGAUUGGUGGUGCUUUUUUUUCUGCCAAAGGUUUGUUCUUUUUAACUUUGCUCUUUGAUUCUUUUUCCUUGCUGUUUCCAUCUUGCUUUUGAGAGAGGUGAACAAAAAGGUUGACCUUUGAUUCUUGUUGUUGGUUUUCUCGAAGUUUUUGUUAUUCAAUUGAAGAAAGUCGCAAGUGUAUAAAAAGAUCAUCUUUUUUUUCUCGAUUUCUUUCUUCUUUUUCCUUGUGGCUAUAUAAUAAAAUCUUGGAGGGAUUUCAAAAACUACUUCUUGAUUGUCGGGGCUGAACAGAAAGGAAAUUCUUGAGUUUAGAGCAGGUGGGGGUGUUUUAGAUCUUGAAAUCUAGGAAAAUGAUGUUACUUGCUGGCAUAGAAGAAGCUGUGUAGUUUUAGAUCUUGGAUUGUGGCAUAUGGGAUUUUAUUGUGUUUGCAAAGGAAUUGGCUUCAGGAAAUGAAUACUAAAGCUUUUAGCUGUAGUUAAAGGAGUUGCCUUUACUAUAUUUGGUUGAGUACUAAAUUUUAUAUAUUGGGGGUGUGGGAAGUUUGACAUUUUACUUGUAUGGAUUGAACCGGUAGUCACCUGAGGGGGCAAUGUUAAGAGCAGUAGCUCUUGGCUUGUUGAUUUCUCUUUUUGUGGUCUUGGUUUCUGGCACUGAUAAUGAGUUAGCGAGUUGUAACUGUGAUGAUGAGGGCCUUUGGAGUGUACAUAGCAUUUUAGAGUGCCAGAAGGUGAGUGAUUUCUUCAUUGCUGUGGCUUAUUUUUCGAUACCUAUUGAACUGCUUUACUUCAUUAGUUGUUCGAACGUCCCCUUCAAAUGGGUCCUUGUUCAGUUCAUAGCCUUUAUAGUGCUUUGUGGAUUGACUCAUCUUCUCAAUGGAUGGACUUAUUAUGGUCCCCACUCAUUCCAAUUGAUGCUGUCCCUCACCAUUGCCAAAUUGCUCACCGCCCUUGUCUCAUGUGCCACUGCUAUAACACUAUUAACUCUGAUCCCUCUCUUGCUCAAAGUAAAAGUGAGGGAGAUUUUCUUGAGGCAAAAUGUAUUGGAGUUAGAUCAAGAGGUGGACAUGAUGAAAAGGAAGAAGGAAGCCGGUUCUCAUGUUCGUAUGUUAACACAGGAAAUCAGGAAAUCCUUGGAUAAGCAUACCAUAUUGUACACCACUUUGGUUGAGCUUUCUAAGACCCUGGAUUUGAUCAACUGUGCCGUGUGGAUGCCAAAUGAGAAUGGAACGCAUAUGAACUUGACUCAUGAGUUGAAAGCAAGUUCUUCAAGGAGUAGUUUUCACCAGUCUAUUCCGAUGAGUGAUCCUGAUGUGAAGGAGAUAAAGGGGAAUGAAGGAGUGAGAAUCCUGAGACCAGACUCUGCACUUGGGCUAGCAAGUGGUACUGGAUCAGAAGAGGCAGGUGCUGUUGCAGCAAUCAGGAUGCCAAUGCUUCAAGGUUAUAAUUUUAAAGGGGGAACACCAGAAUUGGUGGAGACUUGCUAUGCCAUUCUGGUAUUGGUUCUUCCAAGCGCAAACUCAAGGAAUUGGUGCUAUCCAGAAAUGGAGAUUGUUGAAGUGGUUGCUGAUCAGGUAGCUGUAGCUCUAUCCCAUGCUGCAGUUCUUGAAGAAUCUCAACGAAUGAGAGAAAAACUGAGUCAGCAAAAUCAUGUGUUGCAGCAGGAAAGAAAGAAUGCAAUGAUGGCCAGCCAAGCAAGGAACUCUUUUCAGAAAGUAAUGAGUAAUGGUAUGAAGAGACCAAUGCACUCAAUUUUAGGCUUACUUUCAGUGUUUCAAGAUGAAAACAUGAACUUCAAGCAGAAGACUAUUGUUGACACAUUGGUUAAAACAAGCAGUGUCCUUUCAACUUUGAUAAAUGACGUGAUGGAGAUUUCAGCGAAAGAUAAUGGAAGGUUCCUGCUAGAUAUGAGACCUUUUAGCUUACAUUCCAUGAUUAAAGAAGCUUGUUGCCUUGCCAAAUGUUUAUCUGUCUAUAAAGGCUUUGAUUUUGAAGUUGGUGUUCAGAGCUCUUUGCCUGACCAAGUGAUUGGUGAUGAGAAAAGGACUUUUCAAGUGAUUUUGCAUAUGGUUGGCUAUCUACUGGAUAUCAAUAGUGGAGGAGAAACCGUCUUAUUCCGGGUUCUACAGGAUGUUGGUAGCCAGGAUAAGGACAAAAUAAAUGUAUGGAGAUCAAGCACACAAGAUAAUUACCUGCACUUAAAGAUUGAAAUUGAUAUUCGUGGGGGGAGUUCUGUGGCUGAUGCAUCAGUCUCAACCAAAAAUUUCUCUAGUGAGAAGCGGAAUAAGGAUGAAAUCAAGGAGAGCUUGAACUUUACGAUGUGUAAAAAGCUUGUGCAGAUGAUGCAAGGUAAUGUCUGGAUAUCAACAAACUCUGUGGGCUUUGCACAGAGUAUGACACUUCUUCUCAGGUUUCAAAUCCAGUCAUAUGUCCAAAGAACCAUGUUCGCAGCUGGAAACUCUGAGCGAUCAAAUUCCUACUCCAGGUUCAGAGGUCUACGAGUUCUACUAGCUGAUGACGAUGAUAUAAACAGGACUGUGACCAAGAAGCUGCUAGAAAAGCUGGGUUGUGAAGUGACAGCUGUUUCUUCUGGCUUUGAAUGCCUCAGUGCAGUAAGUCAUGCUGAAAAUUCUUUCAGGAUUGUUGUUUUGGAUCUUCAUAUGCCUGAAAUGGACGGAUUCGAAGUGGCAAUGAGGAUCCGUAAGUUUCGCAGCCGUAAUUGGCCAUUGAUUAUAGCCUUGACAGCUAGUGCUGAGGAUCAUGUGCGGGAGAGAUGCCUACAAAUAGGAAUGAAUGCAAUCCUUCAGAAACCUGUUUUAUUGCAAGGAAUGGCAGACGAGCUUCAAAGAGUUUUGCAACGGACAGGGGAAGGGAUUUGAGGAGCCGCUUAUACUUUAGGCCAAUGGGGACUGUAUACUUAUUCAACCCCGGGAAGGCAGGACAGGCCUUUUGAUACUUGGCCUGCCGGUAUGAGGAGGUAGUCGGUCAGGUUUUCUGCCAUCAGUUACCUAUUUGAUUUCCUUACAUGUUCCUAAACAGCUUGCCGUCCACCUGGUUAGAGCAGAGAGAUCUUCAACAUAGCAUUUGCAUUCUGUCAUUCCAUGGUAUACCAACAUGUAGGCAUUAAAUUUUGCUAACCAUUUUGCUCAUUGAACUUCAUUACCAGAAUUUCAUGGAAUGACUGGGGGUAAAAUUACUUGUACACUUAUUUAAUACCAAAAUCAAAGUUAGUGUGAGAUUUAUGAAACUGAAAACGUAUGGAGAUUAAUGUAUACCGUCAAUUCCUUUUCUUUCUAUUUCAUAGAGUAUAUCAGCAGUGUACCAUGCUAUGAUGAUAAAUUGAAUUUCAGAGCCUGGAAUAUCUUUGAAGGUUUCUCAA